Saccoglossus kowalevskii is the source of this 4475-nucleotide messenger RNA. RefSeq names its product lanosterol synthase-like. Gene Ontology annotation, biological process: cholesterol biosynthetic process; triterpenoid biosynthetic process. Gene Ontology annotation, cellular component: lipid droplet. The record is from RefSeq and is a predicted model, not a curated record. Lineage: Eukaryota; Metazoa; Hemichordata; Enteropneusta; Harrimaniidae. Gene Ontology annotation, molecular function: lanosterol synthase activity.
GUUGUCAGCUCAUGUGAUGUAAUUUCGGAAUCACCCCCAUAUCUGUCACGUGUUCACAACAUUGAGAUUGUACCCCACGCGUUCAGUGGAUGAUGAAUUUCGUUCGAUAUUUACAUUUCUAUUGUCAUUCACGUCACGUCACAUCAUCUUAGUCUGUUCGUCUGUGUUAUUAGCGUUUUGUGACUUAUAUCAUCAUGGCGUGUUCUGGUGGAAGGAGACGUAGAGGUGGACCAUACAAAACUAACCCUGCCACAGACCUUACAAGAUGGAGACUAAAGAAUGUAGAAGGAAGACAGACUUGGUAUUAUGUAGAAAAAAACAAGAAGUUAUUAAGAGAACAAAAUAUGGUUGAAUUACACUCCUUGGGAUUGGACACUAGUAUGCAUGCACCAGACUUGCCAAGACCUAAAACAGUGAAAGAUGCCGCACAUAAUGGGAUGAUGUUUUAUUCAAAACUACAGUCGGAAGAUGGCCACUGGUCUGGAGAUUAUGGUGGACCAUUGUUUCUCAUGCCAGGUUUGUUAAUUGUGUGUCAUAUUACAAAUGUGCAGUUGUCAGAUGCACAAAAAGCGGAGAUGAUUCGUUACUUGAGAUCAAUUCAUUUAGAUAAAGUAACACUAUUAUUUGGAACUUCACUGAAUUACACAGCAAUGCGGGUAUUAGGAGUUGGAUCAGAUGAUCCAGACCUGGUGAAAGCUAGGAAUAUACUACAUAGUCUAGGAGGUGCUGUGUAUAUUCCAUCUUGGGGUAAAUUCUGGCUGGCUGUCCUUAAUUGCUAUAGCUGGGAUGGUAUGAAUACGUUGUUACCAGAAAUGUGGUUAUUUCCUAAGUGGGUGCCAGCUCAUCCAUCUACUCUGUGGUGUCAUUGCAGACAGGUUUAUUUGCCAAUGUCAUAUUGUUAUGCAACAAGACUUACUGCUCAAGAAGAUGAUCUGAUCAGGUCACUGAGGAAGUCUUGUUGUCUAUUUGGUGAUUGGAUAUCUCAAAGAGCUGUGGACAAGUCUUGUUGUCUAUUUGGUGAUCGGAUAUCUCAAAGAGUUGUGGGCAAGUCUUGUUGUCUAUUUGGUGAUCGGAUAUCUCAAAGAGUUGUGGGCAAGUCUUGUUGUCUAUUUGGUGAUUGGAUAUCUCAAAGAGCUGUGGACAAGUCUUGUUGUCUAUUUGGUGAUCGGAUAUCUCAAAGAGCUGUGGACAAGUCUUGUUGUCUAUUUGGUGAUUGGAUAUCUCAAAGAGUUGUGGACAAGUCUUGUUGUCUAUUUGGUGAUUGGAUAUCUCAAAGAGCUGUGGACAAGUCUUGUUGUCUAUUUGGUGAUCGGAUAUCUCAAAGAGCUGUGAACAAGUCUUGUUGUCUAUUUGGUGAUCGGAUAUCUCAAAGAGCUGUGGACAAGUCUUGUUGUCUAUUUGUUGAUCGGAUAUCUCAAAGAGUUGUGGGCAAGCCUUGUUAUCCAUUUGGUGAUGGUGUAUUGAAUGUUUAUGAAUCAUGGCAUAGUAAAAGACUGCGACAGAAGGCAAUACAGGAAUGCUAUGAUCAUAUACAGGCAGAUGAUAGAUUCACUAAAUGCAUUAGUAUAGGCCCGGUAUCCAAAGUCAUCAAUAUGCUAGUAAGGUGGCAUGUAGAUGGACCACAGUCUAUUGUUUUCAAACAACAUGUAGACAGAAUUGCGGAUUAUUUAUGGCUUGGUUUGGAUGGCAUGAAGAUGAAUGGUACUAAUGGUUCACAACUUUGGGAUACUGCAUUUGUUGUACAGGCUUUCAUAGAAGCUGAAGCACACAAGAACACAAUGUUUAAUGAUACACUAGAACAUGCUCAUAGUUUCUUUAAACUGACUCAAAUACCAGAGAACCCAGCAGAUUAUGAGAAGUAUUAUCGGCAGAUGAACAAGGGUGGAUUUCCAUUUAGUACUCGUGACUGUGGAUGGAUCGUUGGAGACUGUACUGCGGAAGGGUUGAAGUCAGUCAUGAUGUUACAAGAAAAAUGUGCAAAUAUUAAAAAUCCAAUUGAAAAGGAGAAACUUUAUGAAGCAGUCAAUGUGUUGUUAAGUUUACGUAAUUCAGACAAGGGAUUCGCGACUUAUGAAACUAAGAGGGGAGGAAAACUACUUGAACUAUUGAACCCAUCAGAAGUAUUCGGUGACAUAAUGAUAGAUUACACAUAUGUAGAAUGUACAUCGGCCGUCAUGCAGUCGUUAAAACAUUUCCAAGAUCAAUAUCCAGAAUACAGAAAAGACGAAAUACGAACAACCCUAGAUGAUGGUCUUGCAUAUAUUAAGGAUAAACAACGCAGUGAUGGAUCAUGGGAAGGGUCAUGGGGUGUGUGUUUCACUUACGGUGCAUGGUUUGGUUUAGAAGCUUAUUCCUGUAUGGGAUGUAGGUAUGAUUUAGGAACUGCUACAAAUGAGGUCAAGUUGGCAUGUGAAUUCUUGUGUAAGAAACAAAUGUCAGAUGGUGGUUGGGGUGAGAACUUUGAAUCGUGCGAAAAGAGGCAGUACAUAGAGUCAGACAAUUCUCAGAUUGUCAACACUGCAUGGGCUCUUUUGGGGCUUAUGGCUGUAAGAUACCCAGACAUAUCUGUAUUAGAAAAAGGUGUUCAACUCAUCAUGUCCAGACAGUUACCAAAUGGUGAUUGGCCACAAGAAAACAUCAGUGGUGUGUUCAACAAGUCAUGUGCUAUUAGCUACACCAGUUACAGGAAUGUUUUUCCCAUCUGGACGCUUGGUCGGUUCGCAAGGCUUUACCCGGAUAGUAAUUUAGUCACACCAUCCUUCAAUGGUCGUUGAAGCAGGGUUUGUUUUGCAAGGUCAAGUGUUUGUAUGAAUUUAAUACUUGCAGAGUAAAACUGUUCAGCAUAUCAUACUUUGAAGGGACACAUUUGGCAGCUGGCCUGCUUUUUAAUGUCUAGAAAGUUUUUGAAAUUUGCAAUGAUUAAGUACAGUAGGUGCAAUCAGCAAUCAGGCUGUAUUUGGUCAUUACGCAAAACUUUGAUUCAAGUUCAUUCAAGGGUUUCCGCUUGGUGUAAAUUAAUUGUAGCCAUGAUGGAACAUUAUGACAGAUCCUGUAGCAUAUUGAACUUCGGAACUGUAAAACCGCCUUUGUUGUCACGUGUAUUUAUGACUUCCUAACAUCCACAUUUAUUCUAAGCAAUGACUGGUAAACCCACAACUGCAUACUUUUCUGACAAUUCUAUUGUUCACCCAGUUUUGUACUUUUUUCCAGCUGCCCAUUAUAUCUUGUGCAAUCUUGUGAUUACUGGAUAACACUGCAUCAUAUUGUAAAAGCAGUCUUUUAAAUAGUUGCAAUAUUUAGAAUGCAAGACCACAUAAUUAUAUGCAAGAUACAAGUUGCAUUCCCACUUUGCAAACGAGCUAAACAUGAAAUGUGACACUAUUUUCCCCUCAUUCUGUGUGUACUGCAAGAUCUUGGUUCUUACACACACGUCAACAAGAGUUAAAAUUAACUAUGGCUCAAACCCAGAGUUUUGCUACACUACUAAUGUAAUGGUACUUCAAAGAAUGCAGCUUUAAGACAAUAUUGGAGUCACUUACCACAUGGCAGUGCUUUGUCGAGUCUGAUCCAUAAACACAUGGACAUACAUUAUGUAUUUUAUGAAUUCAAACAACUGUAUCAUUAUUUUUACAGCAAGUCUCAGAAGUAUUGGGGCAGCCAAUUUGCAAACUCGCUAGCGAAUUGGCUAACUGCUUAGGUUUUGACUAAACGUUGGCUUUCGAAUCCCGUCUGGUAGUCACGCCCACUUAAGGCAAAUCUAUGUAACAGUAGGGGAUGAUCCUCAUACUUUAGGAGCUAAUCAACGACGGUCUUACAGUUGGAUGGCGAUUUCGCUUACAAAUAUACCAGGGAAAGUGUUCUAUGCUCUUCAUGUCCAUACAAAAACGACGAAUGGGGUAGAUUUUUUCAGUGGUUGGCUUAAUGUUACCCCAACGGAUUGUUCGAGUGUGAAAUUUUUUGAUUUUCUCCCUGAUUUAUAGGAAACUGUUUCUCAACUAGUCUAUUUAGUUUAAGCAGUGUUCAAGAUGGUUACCCUCAUAUAGUAAAUAUCGGUGGAUUAAUCGCAUUUAUCACUUGUACGCCAGCUGACUGACCAUUUUCGGGCUCAAAUCAUUCGGGGGAAUCCAGACAUGUACCAGGCUGCGUAAAAACAUUCUAAAGACCCUAAUGCAAUAUAGACUCGCCAAAGACCCUAAUGCAAUAUAGACUCGCCAAGAGUGGACGCGAUCACAAGCUGGCGUCAGCGAGAUUCGAAAGCCAACCAGUUAGCCAAUUCACUAGCGAGUUUGCAAAUUGGCUGCCCCAAUACUUCCGAGACUUGCUAUAAUGACCAUUUGAAAAGCUAUCGCAAUGCAUCCUCUGAAUAUAUAGUAGUGUAAAUGAUACUUUAUUUGCUGAAUAUCACUUACUCAAUGGCUUGCUGUAACUUGUAAUAUUAUAUUGUGAAAAGAAUAAUAAAUACUUAACAAAAUUUU